CUUGUCUUUGUGGUACCAAGCUUCCAACAUCGAUACUGUACAUGGCGGGUACAUCCAGCAUCAAAGAGGAGGAAACCUUCUUCACUCAUUAAACUCGCUCUCUUUGUAUCUCUCAUAAAUUCACAGAGACAUAUAAAGGUAAAUGGAGAGCAUCAACAAUCAAAGGAUCUUAGAAAAUGAAAGACUUCAAAUGGAGAUGAUAAGACAGCUUGAUAUGGAAGAAUUAGAAAUCGAAGAAGUUGAAGAUCAUUCCUCUGAUGAAGAUGCUCAUAUUACCAUUGAUAGGGAAGAUGAUGGAGGGGCAGGGGAUAUAGGUGGAUUUACCUAUGACGUGAGUUUGGCUUCCAUGCAUACUUAUCUUGGUGAGGUUGAGGACACACAGCAUAGAGUUUCUUUCUUAGAUGGUGGUGCUAUUUUGAGUGUGCCGAUGUUCUAUCUUGAAGGUGUUGUUUUGUUCCCCGAGGCAACCCUUCCUCUGAGAGUUAUUCAACCCAGGUUUAAAGCUGCCGUGGAGAAGGCAUUGAACCAAGUUGAAGCUUCCCAUACAAUAGGUGUGAUUCGUGUUCAUAGACAUCCUGAUGAUUAUAGGUUAUGCUGCGCAAAGGUUGGGACAACGGCAGAGAUUCGGCAAUGUCGGCGAUUGGAGGAUGGUUCUCUGAAUGUGGUUACUCGUGGACAGCAGCGAUUUCAUAUAAGACGUACUUGGAUCGAUGUUGAAGGAGCUCCUUGUGCAGAGAUCCAGAUCAUCCAAGAAGAUUUGCCACUGAGGACCCCAAGGGAUGCUUUUGGACAGCUGGCAUCAGUGACUAACACGUAUACAUUCUCACAGUCCGUGCCUCUUGCUUCACAUGCUAGUAAAUAUGGACACGGAGCUGAGGAUAAUGAUUCAGAAACUAUGUCGGAAGCAAGCUUUGGGAGUGAUCUUUCACCAGCAGAGUUGAGAUUACACCAGACUUUAAUAGCCUCAACUUCAAGUCAAGGGUAUGACAGGCUUAAUGAACUGACAAACAAUGAUUCUGAAUCUGGAAGGUACGAUCAUGGUUACCAGUUGGGAAUAUCUUCCCUGGACGAGCCUGCAGGGACGUCAGACUACAGUAUGCUUGACAAAUUGACCGAGAAAGCCAGUGAUGGUGUUGGCUCAAUGAAUCAAUCUUUUGCUGGAAAACAGGCGUGGGCACCUUCUUCAAAGCAAAGAACUUCAAGGUUUUACUUGCCGCAUUGGGUUUUCAGGAUGUAUGAUUCUUAUUAUCUUGCUCAGAAAGCUGCAGAUAUGUGGAAGGAGAUAGUUGGUUCCCCAAAUAUGGAUGAUCUUGUAAAGACACCUGAUCUUUUGUCAUUUCAUAUUGCAAGCAAACUUCCUGUAUCAGAAUCUACUAGGCAAGAGCUGCUAGAGAUUGAUGGAAUUUCAUACAGAUUGCGACGAGAAAUCGAGUUACUUGGAUGUUUUGAUCGUGUCUGCUGCAAAACUUGCCAGACCGAAAUUGCAAGGCGGAGUGAUACACUGGUCAUGUCCAGUGAUGGACCUCUUGGUGCUUACGUGAAUCCCAAUGGUUUUGUGCAUGAGGUUAUGACUCUAUACAAAGCAAAUGGACUAGCACUUGUUGGGCCUGCUGUUAAAGAGUAUAGCUGGUUUCCUGGGUAUGCAUGGACAAUAACUAACUGUGCCAUGUGCGAAACACAGAUGGGCUGGCUUUUUACAGCCAUAGACACGAAGCUGAAGCCAAAAUCAUUUUGGGGGAUCCGAAGUUCCCAAGUUGCAGAUGAUGUUAAGUGAACCGUAACAGUUCUCCACAGAAGGGCUAUCUUUCUCGUAUUAUCAGAGCCGUCUUGUACACCAGGCCAGCUAGGCUAUUGCCUGGAGCCACAACAUUGUCAGGGCCCAAAAUUUUGAUUUUUGUUACAACUUGACUGUUUUACUGCUCGUACAUAGUGGAUGAUGGUCAUAUUGUCUAGUUGUUAUUUAGGCUGUUUGUUGUACACUUUUAUGUAAGAACGUUAGAAUUCACUUCACUGUAUUAAGCGUUUCUCUUCAAGUAAACACAACAUCAAUCAUUCUCUUCA
This is a messenger RNA of Papaver somniferum (opium poppy), 2061 nucleotides long. RefSeq lists its product as uncharacterized. Gene Ontology annotation, cellular component: Cul4A-RING E3 ubiquitin ligase complex. The coding region runs from base 143 to 1774 and encodes 543 amino acids. The record is from RefSeq and is a predicted model, not a curated record. Gene Ontology annotation, biological process: protein ubiquitination. The transcript is spliced from 10 exons. Lineage: Eukaryota; Viridiplantae; Streptophyta; Magnoliopsida; Ranunculales; Papaveraceae.